AUGGAAAAUUCUAAUGCUGCAGAAGAUAGAAACGAAGAGAUAGACCAGGGCAUAAAAUUCAGAUUUCCUGAAGAAAGCUCUCUUCUUCCUCUUCUCCUCUCUCUAAUGGGAUGGCUUUGUUUGUUAAUGAUAAUAUCAACAUGUCAGACAACAUGGGCUUUAGACACUCGUUUUGAAUCGGACCUGAGUUAUCUGACUCGGGAGCUGCUGGAGUCAGCAAGAGAACCAGAGUUCUUUGAUUGGUUGAAACAAAUUAGAAGGAGAAUCCAUGAGUACCCAGAGCUGGCUUUUGAAGAAUACAACACGAGUCAACUCAUAAGAUCGCAACUUGACUCUCUUCGGGUUGAGUAUAAGUGGCCUUUUGCAAAGACUGGCGUGGUGGGUUCGAUUGGGUCAGGGAUGCAGCCGUGGUUCGGUCUUAGAGCAGACAUGGAUGCUCUCCCGAUUCAGGAAAUGGUAGAGUGGGAGCAUAAGAGCAAGAACAAUGGUAAAAUGCAUGCAUGUGGCCAUGAUGCUCAUGUAACAAUGCUACUUGGAGCAGCUAAGUUGCUUGAACGCAAGAAGGAUGAACUGAAGGGAACUGUUAAGCUUGUUUUCCAACCGGGAGAAGAAAGUUAUGGUGGUGCUUACCAUAUGCUAAGAGAAGGAGCUCUUGAUAUGUUUCAAGGAAUUUUUGGACUACAUGUUGCACCAGAAAUUCCUGUUGGCACAGUUGAUUCAAGACCUGGUCCAAUGCUUGCUGGUUCAGGUAGGUUUUUGGCUACAAUCAAAGGGAGAGGUGGGCAUGCUGCUUUUCCCCAGGAUACAAGAGAUCCCGUUCUUGCUGCAUCUUUGGCCAUUCUUGCCCUGCAACAGAUAAUUUCUCGAGAAACAAACCCUCUUGAACCCAGAGUGGUCUCAAUCGGUUUUGUAGAGGCUGGCCAAGCUGGGAAUGUAAUCCCAGAGACAGUGAGAUUUGGAGGCACUAUUCGGAGCAUGACUACAGAAGGUCUAUUAUACCUUCUUCAAAGGGUAAAAGAGAUUGUACAGAUGCAAGCAGCUGUUCACCAGUGCACUGCUUCUUUAGAUUUCAUGGAAGAAAAAAUGAGGCCUUAUCCAGCCACAGUAAAUGAUGAAGCCAUGUACAAACAUGCCAAACAAGUAGGGGAAGCUUUGCUCGGAGAAUCUAAUGUGCAACUUGCCCCAAUGAGUAUGGGAGCUGAGGAUUUCAGCUUUUAUUCACAGAAGAUGAAAGCUGCGUUGUUCUUUGUUGGAACAAAGAAUGAAACAGUGAAAUCAGUGAAGAGAUUGCAUUCCCCAUACUUUGUGAUGGAUGAGGACGCCCUUCCCAUUGGAGCAGCUUUCCAUGCUGCCGUUGCCAUUUCUUAUCUGGAUGGGCAUGCCAUCGACGACACACAGUAG
Dovyalis caffra is the source of this 1401-nucleotide messenger RNA. NCBI's taxonomy places the organism in Eukaryota, Viridiplantae, Streptophyta, Magnoliopsida, Malpighiales, Salicaceae. The record is from the annotation of a GenBank genome assembly.